AUGAUAUCGCGAUCCGUGGGAGGGUCAACCCCAGCACCUCCCGCAGCACCUCCCCCAGCUUCCUCUCCUCUAUCCCCUCCUCCCCCUUCACAGUCUUUCUCUAAACAAGACUCGGCCUUUACACAAACAUCAGGCUUUCGCCAAUCGAGGGAGCUCCCUUACGAAUUGGCCCAACAUGUGCAGACUUACUAUGAGGAGAAUCUUUUCACCCAGGCUAUCAACUUCCUGUUAUCCAUCACCGGCAACAGCGCAUCAUCCAAUGACCGCCGGGCCCCGGUCAUCAUACCUCCAGCAGCCCACCUUGCGCUCGCAGCCACACUUGCCGUCCAUCCUGUAUUCACUUCGGGGACUAAUUCGAGCGACAAAUGGGAACAAGCAAAUGCCGCACGCCGUCUGUUGUGGUUGGUUCACGCAACAGUUGGUCCUCUGAACGGCGACUUUGCAACGGCCUUCAGCUUUCGGAAAUAUGAUAUUCGAUCUUCUCGGCAUAAUGGCCUUCGCAUCGAAGACGAAGACGGAGAGUUCAGCCAAGAUGAACAUGCCCCAUCCGAGGACCACCUGAACACACCCUUCGCUGUGUCACAAGCCCUUUGGGUUCAGGCGGAGGAUUUCUGGCAUCUUGUGGGUUGGGCUUUGAACUGUGCGUGUCUUAGCAGCACCUACCGCGCCAGGUGGGACUACUACAGCCUUCUUCUGGCGUUUAUGGUUGAGACGCUUGAAACGGACUGGCAGCUGCGUACCACUGGAGCCGAAUCAUCGCCCGAGGAAAGUCUGUUGUGGCAGUACAUCGAACUGGCGGCCGGCGGGCACGCAAGAGCAAGACGGAUCGUCCGGGCUAUAUUUGCCGACGGGAGCACGCGUUCGACGAGCGAAUUCCGCGCCAUCUUCCCCCAUGAGCUGAAGGAGCCGGAGGAGGAGAAAGACGGGAAAAUCCAGCGGAGGGAAGUUGAUGUCAACAUUGAACAGGAUAUCUACGGCGACUACAUGGCCCACGAUGACUCCGACUUCUCCGAAGAUGGCGAGGUAGCCAGCUCUGGUACAGCGGCGAGCGGUUGGCAUGGGAGGCGUAUGCGGACGCGGACGCGCACACGGACACCAUCGUCGAGGCGCCUCACGCCACAGAGCAGUUCAAGCAGCUUACGGAAUGAUCCCGAAAAUGGUGACGACUGGGCAGCUGCUUCAUUGGCAUCUAAGAUCACAGAACCCACGUCGCUGGACCUCCGACUCCGCCUGAUGCGCCUCCUGGUCUACGUGUCCUCACAUCCGACACUGACCUCGACAUCGCCCACGACCUUCCCCGACAUCGAAGAAUUGUUGACGCUGUUCGUCGAAUUUACCAAGCCGCUUCCUCUCCCUGUCUUCGCGCGAAUCCUGCUUCCGUCGACAGCGGCGCAGCGCACAUCAUGCUUCUCAGAUCCUCCUGGUUUCGUUCAAUCCCAGAUGUUCGAUCCGCAGACAUUGACUCUAUUUUGCGAAUCUCUCCUGCAACGGAUCCUCGAAAACUCGUCCCCGUCCAUCCGCUCUCACAUGCUCCUGUCCCAGGCCAAGCUCGAAAACGAGUACCUCCCUUUUGCGGCGGGGCGCAUCUCCGUUGAUGCCAACGCCCGAGUGUCUAUAUUGCUUGAGUCGCUCGUGCGUUGUUUGGGCGAGUUGGGCGUCCUGAAGAAGACCGAGGCACUUAGGGAUGCAGUCAAGCAGGGUGUGGAGAAGCGAAUGAGCCGUGUCGCCGAGCUACGAGAUGCAAAGGGAUCCAAGAAGGCGCAGGAAGGAGGUCAGCAAGGAGCGUGGGCCUGGUUGGUCGAGAGCGGGGAAAGGAUGAUCAAGGUUGUUGAUGCACUGUGA
Messenger RNA from Capronia coronata CBS 617.96, 1842 nucleotides. RefSeq lists its product as uncharacterized. Lineage: Eukaryota; Fungi; Ascomycota; Eurotiomycetes; Chaetothyriales; Herpotrichiellaceae. Bases 1 to 1842 code for a protein of 613 amino acids. The transcript has a single exon. The record is from RefSeq and is a predicted model, not a curated record.